GACGAAUAGGCACUGUGGUUGGAUGGGGGCGUACUAAUGAAGGUGGUGAAUUGCCAGCAAUCGUUAACCAGGUGAAAGUGCCUAUAAUGUCCAUUACAGAAUGUCGAAACCAAAAGUAUAAAAGCACUAGGAUAACAUCCAGUAUGUUGUGUGCUGGAAGACCUAAUAUGGAUUCAUGUCAAGGAGACAGCGGUGGCCCCCUUCUUCUUUCAAAUGGGAUAAAGUAUUUUAUUGUUGGUGUAGUUUCUUGGGGCGUUGGCUGCGGUAGAGAUGGAUAUCCGGGUGUUUACACCAGAGUUAGUAAAUUUAUACCAUGGAUAAAAUCAAAUUUACAUGAUAGUUGCUUGUGCUCUUGA
This is a messenger RNA of Bactrocera oleae (olive fruit fly), 356 nucleotides long. Lineage: Eukaryota; Metazoa; Arthropoda; Insecta; Diptera; Tephritidae. The record is from RefSeq and is a predicted model, not a curated record.